AUGGCUGCUGUCGUGGAGGAGCAAAUCAAGAACAACAUGUUAUUUUUCCAAGUUAAUCCAGACCCAGCUGCUGUAGCUCCACCUAGGGGACAGUCUCAAGAGGGCUGCCCAGGGACAAGCAGGCCUCCUCGAAGUAAAAGAAGUGAACCAGCAGCAUCGGCGAAACCUAUAGAAUUCAGUAUAGAUCAAUACUCCAUUCUUUUAGAGAUAAAAGAUCAACAUGCACAAAAGGCGCCAUCUGAAAUGAAAACUCCCUAUCGAAAUAGGGACAAGAGCAAAUAUUGUCACUUCCAUAAAGAUUGUGGCCAUGAAACAAAUGAAUGCAAGCAUCUGAAGAGAGCCUUGGAAGAUUUGGCUCGAAAAGGAAAGAUGAAUUCAUAUCUACCCCAAGGGGGAAGAAAGUUUCAGAAAAGAGAUGACCGUCGGAGCAAGAGAAAAGAAAGUGAGAGUAUUGACGAGGAUGUAGUGCUUGUUAUAUCUGGAGGUUUUGCAACAGGAGGUCCGACCAACCGGGGGCAUAAAAUUUACCUGAGGGAACUCGGCCCGAUAAUGCUUACCAAUCAAGCAGAGUCUGACCCCUUCCCAAAGGUAGUAGCCAGUGAGCUGGAUAGCGGGAAAUUGAGAACUCUCCAUGACGAUCCAUUGGUUGUGGAGAUGAAAAUUGCCAACCUGAGAGUAAGAAGGAUUUUGAAUAAUACCGGGAGUUCGACAGAUAUCAUCAGCGCAGACUGUUUAUCAUGA
Beta vulgaris subsp. vulgaris (sugar beet) is the source of this 741-nucleotide messenger RNA. RefSeq lists its product as uncharacterized. NCBI's taxonomy places the organism in Eukaryota, Viridiplantae, Streptophyta, Magnoliopsida, Caryophyllales, Amaranthaceae. The transcript is spliced from 2 exons. The record is from RefSeq and is a predicted model, not a curated record. The coding region runs from base 1 to 741 and encodes 246 amino acids.